AUGGCUUUGAAGGACACGGGCGGCGGCACCAUCCUCCCCAUUAGCGACAUGGUGUCGGCGUCCAGCUCGCCCGGCGGAGCGUCGGCUGCAGGCGUCGCCGCUGCAGCCGCCGCCGCCGCCGCCGCCGCCGCCCCGGGGCCCGGCGCGCCCUCCCCCUUCCCCGAGGUGGUGGAGCUGAACGUGGGGGGCCAGGUGUAUGUGACCAAGCACUCGACGCUGCUCAGCGUGCCGGACAGCACUCUGGCCACGAUGUUCUCCCCCGCCAGCCCCCGGGGCGGCGGCGUCCGACGCCGCGGCGGCGAGCUGCCCAGGGACAGCCGCGCGCGCUUCUUUAUCGACCGCGACGGCUUCCUCUUCAGGUACGUGCUGGACUAUCUGCGCGACAAGCAGCUGGCGCUGCCCGAGCACUUCCCCGAGAAGGAGCGGCUGCUGCGCGAGGCCGAGUACUUCCAGCUGGGCGACCUGGUCAAGCUGCUGGCCCCCAAGGUCGCCAAGCAGAACUCCAUCAACGACGAAGGCUGCCAGAGCGACCUGGACGACAACGUGUCGCAGGGCAGUAGCGACGCGCUGCUGCUGCGGGGGUCAGCGGCGGCGGCGGCGGCUCCCGCACCCUCGGGGACCGGAGCGCCGGGCGGUGGGAACCGCGCGGCGCCCGACAAGCGUUCGGGCUUCCUGACGCUCGGCUACCGCGGCUCCUACACGGCCGUGCGCGACAACCAGGCGGACGCCAAGUUCCGGCGGGUGGCGCGCAUCCUGGUGUGCGGGCGCAUCGCGCUGGCCAAGGAGGUCUUCGGGGACACGCUCAACGAGAGCCGCGACCCCGAUCGCCCGCCCGAGAAGUACACGUCGCGCUUCUACCUCAAGUUCACCUACUUGGAGCAGGCUUUCGACCGUCUGUCCGAGGCCGGCUUCCACAUGGUGGCGUGCAACUCCUCGGGCACGGCCGCCUUCGUCAACCAGUACCGCGACGACAAGAUCUGGAGCAGCUACACCGAGUACAUCUUCUUCCGGCCACCUCAGAAAACAGUAUCGCCUAAACAAGAACAUGAAGAUAGGAAACAUGACAAUGUUGCAGAUAAAGGAAGUGAAAGUGGUACUUCCUGUAAUGAGCUCUCCACAUCUAGUUGUGACAGCCAUUCAGAGGCCAGCACGCCCCAGGACAACCCACCCAAUGCGCAGCAGGCAACAUCCCACCAACCUAACACUUUAACAUUGGAUCGUCCUUCCAAAAAAGCCCCAGUGCAAUGGAUGCCCCCACCAGACAAACGCAGAAACAGUGAACUAUUUCAGACACUCAUCAGCAAGUCCCGGGAAACAAAUCUUUCCAAAAAGAAAGUCUCUGAGAAGCUCAGUGUGGAAGAAGAAAUGAAAAAGUGCAUUCAGGAUUUUAAAAAAAUCCACAUCCCUGAUUAUUUUCCAGAGCGCAAACGUCAGUGGCAAUCUGAACUGUUACAGAAGUAUGGGUUAUAGUAAUGAUCACAUGCUUGCAGUAUUUCAAUGACAUGUCAAUGUUUACUACAGUGUCACCGCCUGACUAUGUCCUAACAAUGGUCAGUGUGAUUCUAGCUGCUCUUCUUUUCUUGUGUGAACAGUGGAUGUGGGACACUAUUUUCUUUCCAUUUCAUUUGAUUCCUGUUUAUAGAUAUAUG
Molecule: messenger RNA, 1649 nt
Organism: Sorex fumeus (smoky shrew)
Lineage: Eukaryota; Metazoa; Chordata; Mammalia; Eulipotyphla; Soricidae
Gene: KCTD8
Product: potassium channel tetramerization domain containing 8
Exons: 2
Coding region: 1-1470 (489 amino acids)
Biological process (GO): protein homooligomerization; regulation of G protein-coupled receptor signaling pathway
Molecular function (GO): protein binding
Source: RefSeq, a predicted model, not a curated record